This is a messenger RNA of Phaeodactylum tricornutum CCAP 1055/1, 948 nucleotides long. RefSeq lists its product with no specific name. The record is from RefSeq and is a predicted model, not a curated record. The transcript is spliced from 3 exons. NCBI's taxonomy places the organism in Eukaryota, Bacillariophyta, Bacillariophyceae, Surirellales, Neidiaceae. Gene Ontology annotation, cellular component: plasma membrane. Bases 1 to 948 code for a protein of 315 amino acids.
AUGGCCUCUUACCGGAAUAGUGAUGGAUUGGCUCCUUCUAGGAAACGGUUACAUUUUCGGGCCUUUGCGGAUAAGAACUCUUUUCUUUUUGGUAUGAUCCUGGUAUUUCCUUCGUCCGGAGCUAGUGAUCGCCCAGUUUGGCGUCUCUUUUAUCUUUCUGUUGAUGGGAUUAUCAAUUUCUGCACUUUCGGAGUCUGGCCGUUUUUAGUGGGAAUUCCGCUGACAAAAGCAUGUACAUGGCUUCUCCCAAAUGCUUUGCCAAAGCCCUUGCUUGAUGGCUUACUUAUUCUAUCAUGUUUGCCAACAACUGUGAAUAUGUGCGUCAUAUUGACUUCGGCGGCGGGCGGCAAUGUCGCAUCGUCGGUCUGCAACGCUGUACUUAGCAAUUUGAUGGGGAUAGUUGUGACUCCCGCAUUGCUCUUCCACUUUUUUGGAUCCAGCAUCCAGUUACCCUUUCUGGAGAUGUGUCUCAAACUCUGUGGCAAAAUAUUGGUGCCGGUUGCUCUUGGACAAUUGCUGCGCUCUACUAUCGCUGGCGAAUUCUCUCAGAAAUACUCGGGAUUCUUCAAGCGGUCUCAGGAGUUUGCCUUGUUGAGCAUUCUGUGGAACUCGUUCUGUACAGCUUUUGUACAGGGUUUCGGAAUCGAAAUUCGUCAUAGCCUUACGCUACUUGCGCUUUUGCCCACUUUGCACGUUGCGUCGCUUGCUACCUUGUUCAAAAUCUUUUCGAUACCUGCUAUUGGCCUAUCUCGCAGCGAUGUUAUUGCUGGCAUGUUUGUGGCUUCGCACAAGACGUUGGCGUUUGGUUUGCCGCUCAUUAGUACGGUUUUUGCGGGGGAUGUCAACCUUGCGGCCUACUCUGCCCCUAUCAUGUUAUUGUUCCCCCUGCAACUCAUUAUUGGUUCCUUGCUAGUCCCUCAACUAGAAAUUUACACUGCAAAGUUAUAG